GAUUUCAGCUCAGAGUGUGACAAUUUGUCGUCCACGGCAAAGUGUCAGUUGAGUCGCUUACAGCGAACACUGAGAGACAGCCACAAACAUAUUUACUUGGAAAAAAAAGAAGCCAAAUAAAAAACGAGGCAGACUCCGAUACGAUAUCUUAUCAUUUGCCGGCUAACGACAGAAAACAGUCAACAAUCAGUUGAUAAGCAAAAGUCUCCCCUUUAUAAUACAACUGCAAGCGGCGAAGGCAGUCAGUCUAUAUAAAAACUACGGACCGAUCGUUACGGGUUUCCACAUCCGUCAGAUAUAACCAACUAAAACACACACAAAAUGGAUCACACCUGGAUUGCCCGCAAUGCGUACGAUGCGAUGCCACCAUUUGCCGUAAUUGGCGGACACGAUUCGGACAAUGAUCCGAUUUAUGUGGGUCGGGCCUUUCACAAUGGUGACAUGCUGCCCGCCAAGGUGAUACCCAACAAGCAUCAGGCGUAUGUCGCCUGGGGUGGCGAGGAGAUCAACAAGCAUGAUUUUGAGAUCCUAACGGGACACCACUACUGCUGGAUACCGGCCAGCGGUGGCGAGGUGCCGCCCCAUGCCCUUCGCGUCGGUCAGACAUCCGAUGGCGAGGCUCUGUUUAUUGGUCGCGGCUAUUUCCAGGGCAGUCUGACGCCCGGCAAGGUGCAUCCGUCGCAUGGCUGCCUCUAUAUACCGUACGGUGGCGCCGAGCACAGGCUGGACUCGUACGAGGUGCUGGUGCAGCCAGAGACCUGGGUGAAUAGCUCCGGUAGCAACAUUGUGCCCGGCACCAUUCUGGCCGGACACGAUUGUGAUGGCGAUGCCAUCUAUGUGGGCCGUGCCUAUCACGAGGGUGAUCUGCUGCCGGCCAAGGUGAUACCCAACAAGGGAUGUGCCUAUGUGCCGUACGGCGGACAGGAGCACGUCAAGUAUGACUUUGAGCUGCUUGCCGGCUACGGCUAUGGUUGGGUGCCCGACUCCUAUGGCAAUGUGCCACCUGGCGCCGUCAUCUGUGGCCGUACCAGCGACGGCGAACCCUUGUACAUUGGACGUGGUCAUUACAAUGGCAGCUUUACGCCCGGCAAGAUCCAUCAAUCGCAUCGUUGCCUGUACAUCCCCUUCGGCGGACAGGAGGUGCGCCUGGACAGCUACGAGGUGCUCGUCCGCUCCUAGACUGCUUCCCAAUGAUAACAACAACAUUUCUUGUCUAUCAAUUAAAUUAUUUGUAUUUCAUCAGUCACUAAACAAUUAUUAAAACGAAAAAAAUUGAACUGAAUAACAAAAGAUAUUCUUAAUUGUCAGACACAUUCCUAUUUAAUUCAUUAACUAAUUUCAUUACUGGAGGUGUUCGAAUUUAAGCCAAAUGAAAUAUGAAAUAAAAAUAAAUUGACUUUUCUAAUUUCUAA
Messenger RNA from Drosophila grimshawi, 1412 nucleotides. RefSeq lists its product as uncharacterized. The coding region runs from base 322 to 1179 and encodes 285 amino acids. The record is from RefSeq and is a predicted model, not a curated record. NCBI's taxonomy places the organism in Eukaryota, Metazoa, Arthropoda, Insecta, Diptera, Drosophilidae. The transcript has 2 exons.